Messenger RNA from Canariomyces notabilis, 1590 nucleotides. Its product is annotated as galactose oxidase. Bases 1 to 1590 code for a protein of 529 amino acids. The record is from RefSeq and is a predicted model, not a curated record. Gene Ontology annotation, molecular function: protein binding. The transcript is spliced from 2 exons. NCBI's taxonomy places the organism in Eukaryota, Fungi, Ascomycota, Sordariomycetes, Sordariales, Chaetomiaceae.
AUGGAAUCAUUCAAACUCCUCAGGCGUCGCACGGCCGAGAUCAUGAACUCCCUGCCACAUUCUCUCCCGUCACUGGCCGGCUCCGGCAGCCACGGCAUGAAGGGAACGUGGGAGAAGAUCCAAGUCCCACCGCUCCCCCGAUCCUCGCACUCGGUAGACAUUGUCGCGGGGACCGUCUAUAUUUUCGGCGGCGAAAUCAAGCCUCGCGAACCCGUCGACAACGACAUGCACUGCGUGACGCUCCCCUCCAGCGGUGCCCAGGCAGACUAUUACACCAUCAAGGCCAAGCCGGCGAGGUCCUCAUCCGAGAAACACGCCGCUCCUGGCAAAGGCCCCGCAACUCCGGAUUUGCCUGACGUCCCCUCUCCGAGGGUCGGCCAUGCGACGGCGGUCAUAGGCCACCGCAUCUUCCUCUUUGGCGGCCGCGGCGGUCCGGACAUGACCCCCCUGGACGAGGGCGGCCGGGUCUGGGUCUUUGACACGCGCACCCAUCUCUGGUCCUAUCUUGACCCUGCCCCGGCCGCGUCGGGUACUGCCACCUCCUCCGUUCCCGUCCCGCCUCCGCGCAGCUAUCACUCGGCCGUGGCCACGCCCAAGCCGGACACCUUCAACAAAGCGGCGCCCGCUCAUCACCAUCAUCAACAUCACCAGUCCGCUGCCGAAUCAUGGCGUGACUGGGCCCUAGGCAGCGACGCCGAGCAGAUGGAGGAGCGGGGCAUCCCGCAGCGGCCCGUGGUGGGCGUCGUGGCGGAGCGCGCGACAGACCGGGAAUCAGACGCCGAAGGGUACGGCACCUUCAUCAUCCACGGCGGGUGCGUGGCCGGCACGCCGAGCCGGACGGCCGAUGUCUGGGCGUUUGACGUGCGCUCGCGCGUGUGGCAGCGGCUCCCCGACGCGCCCGGCGCGGCCCGGGGCGGCACCGCCCUGGCGCUGGGCCGCAGCCGGCUGUACCGUUUCGGCGGGUUCAACGGGCAGUACCAGGAAGGAGGGCAGCUCGAUUUCCUUGAGCUCGGGGUGGAUAGUUUUGAUGAUAAGUUCUCGGCUGGCGAGGUAGUCCUGUGCGCCCGUGGCGGGGGGUGGCAGAGUCUGGUUCAGGGCAAGGAGAAUGUCGGGUACAAGGAGGUAGACGAGGCGGCUAGGCCUGUGCUGGACCGUGAGCACCCGGAGGACGAGUGGCCUGGCAACAGGAGCGUCGCUGGCUUUGAGGCCGUCACGGUCGGCGGCGGCAGGGAGUACCUCGUGCUUAUGUUUGGCGAGCGGGAGGCCUCGGGUGCGGGGCAUGCCGCGGCGGGCAAGUUUUGGGAUGACGUUUGGGCUUUCCAGGUCCCCGCCCAGGGCAUGUCGGCGGCGAGCGUGGCAGAUACCGUGUUCUCGGUUGUGGGGAGGAAGAGCGGCGAGGGUCGGUGGUACAAGGUUGAGAUGGGCCCGCAUGACGACGAGGACGAUGCUUCCGCUGAGGGGCCUGGGCCGAGGGGGUGGAUUGCUACCUCGCCCAUGGGAGAUUUGGAGGAGAACGGGAUUGUGAUCUGGGGUGGGCUGGCGGAGGGGAACCAGCGGCUCGGGGAUGGCUGGAUUCUGAGGUUGGGCUGA